Messenger RNA from Ixodes scapularis (black-legged tick), 837 nucleotides. Its product is annotated as putative RNA-binding protein Luc7-like 2. Gene Ontology annotation, cellular component: U2-type prespliceosome; U1 snRNP. The transcript is spliced from 4 exons. Lineage: Eukaryota; Metazoa; Arthropoda; Arachnida; Ixodida; Ixodidae. The coding region runs from base 1 to 837 and encodes 278 amino acids. Gene Ontology annotation, molecular function: mRNA binding. The record is from RefSeq and is a predicted model, not a curated record. Gene Ontology annotation, biological process: mRNA splice site recognition.
AUGUCGGCCCGAGACCAGAUGCGCCAGAAGCUCGACGAGCUGAUGGGCACUGGUCGAGAUGGCACCAAGAACCCGAUUCACUACUCGGACCCCAAGGUGUGUCGCUGUUUCCUCCUGGGACUGUGUCCUCACGAUGCUCUGGCAGGCACCAAGAUGUCUUUGGGUGCCUGUCUGAAGAUACACAACUACGCGCUCAAGGCCGACUUUGAAAACAGUUCGACGACGUACCGCUCCAGCCAACAUCGCUUCUAUCAGUUGACGGUGCUCACCUAUCUCCAAAAGGUGGUCCGUUCUUGCGAAAUACUUGACAGGGCUAAGAAGGGCAGGCUGACCCGCUGUCAGUCGAGCUCCUGGAACGGCAGCGCGGCGGAAAAGGCCAAGGAGCUCAAGACGUACGGAGAGACGGUGGACAAGAAACUCGUCCAGGCAGAAGAACUGGGCUCUCAGGGCAAAGUUGACGAGGCCCUGGCUCUUAUUCGCGAGGUGGAGAAGCUCAAGCGAAAGCGGAACCGUAUUGAAAAGUACCUAUUCCGCAAGAGCAGCGAACCUGCGAAAGAACAGAAGCAGAUCAUCUGCGACGAGUGCCUCCUCUGCAUCGGCCUGGAUGACAACGAACAGCGGGUGGCGAACCACUCAAGUGGUCGUCUUCACAACGCCCUUCUUGAGAUGAGACGCAAGAUCGCGGGACUAGCCGCAAGCCUCGAGAAAGCCCAACUGCCCAUCGAGACACAGUUCCCGAAGUUGGUCAUCGAGUUCCUCGUCGUCAAGGUCACGGUUCUCGUCGUCUCGGUCGACAAUAAGUUCCAGGAGGUCGUCGAGGUCCUGGUCGAGGUCUAG